This is a messenger RNA of Dermatophagoides farinae (American house dust mite), 5425 nucleotides long. It is a transcript of the gene arr, whose product is annotated as low-density lipoprotein receptor-related protein 6. The record is from RefSeq and is a predicted model, not a curated record. NCBI's taxonomy places the organism in Eukaryota, Metazoa, Arthropoda, Arachnida, Sarcoptiformes, Pyroglyphidae. Gene Ontology annotation, molecular function: protein binding.
UUUUUGUAUUCAAAAACAACAACAUCAACAACAACAACAAUUCAAACCAUCAAAUAUCAACAAAACAUUGAUGAUAUAACCAUUUUGGAUCCAUUCACCAAUCGAAAUGUUAUUCCAUAUUAUCACAAGUGUUUCACACUAUUUAUUGCAAUUUUAUGGUUGAUAAAUUUUUUCUGUACAUAUCCUGUAAAUUGUUCUCAAUCAAUAAUAGUCGCUAAUCGUAAAGAUAUAAGAAAAUUAGAUGAAUUAGCAUUCAAUAGAAAUAUUUCACAUUAUCAUCAUCAUUAUAAUAAUAAAAAAAUAUAUGAUGCUACCAUACUCAUUGAUCAAUUGGAAGAUGCAAUUGCCAUUGAUUUUGAUUAUGAACAGAAUCUACUAUUCUGGACUGAUCGUGGUUUUGAAGCUAUUAAAAGUUUAAAUCUAAUCGAUCGUCAUCAUGUAUUCGAUGUAGCCAAUACUGGUAUUGAAUCACCUGAAUCAUUAGCAUGUGAUUGGAUAACGAAAAAACUUUAUUGGGUUGAUUCAGAAAUCAAUAAUUUAGUAGUCAGUAAUUAUGAUGGUACACAACGAACAGUUUUGGUGUGGAAAAAUAUGGAUACACCGCGUACAAUUGUUUUGGUUCCAAGUGAAGGUUUCAUGUUCUGGUCUGAUUGGGGACAAGAACCAAAAAUCGAAAAAAUUUCAAUGGAUGGUGAUGAAUCGACCAGAGUGAUUGUCAUCAACAAAGAUAUUUAUUGGCCAAAUGCAUUAACUGUUGAUUAUGAAUCGAAACGGCUGUAUUUUGGUGAUGCAAAAUACGGUUACAUUGCUUCAUGUGAUUUUGAUGGAAAAAAUCUAAAGAAAAUCGUGUCAAAUGUAUCGAAUAUAUUUGCAUUAACUAUGAACAAUAAUAUGUUGUAUUGGACUGAGGUAUCGAAUGAUAUGCAAAAUAAUCGAAUCCAUCGAAAUGGUCUCUAUUAUUUUGAUAUGGAUACCGGUAUUGUUAGUACGCCGAAUCUGAAUCCCGAAUUACGGCUAUCACCGAUUGGCAUUACAGUGUUUAGUUCAUCAAGGCAGCCAAAAUCUUUCAAUCCAUGUGAUCGAAAUAAUGGUGGUUGUUCACAUUUAUGUUUAUUAUCGUCAGCUAAUCCAUCGCAUUAUUCUUGUGCUUGUCCGACCGGUGUCAUCUUGAAAUCAGAUAAUCGAACAUGUCAUUCAAAUGCACAGAAAUUUUUGCUAUUAGCACGUCGAUUCGAUAUUCGAAUAAUUUCAUUGGAUACGGCUGAUUAUACGCCUGUUGUGUUGCCCAUACGUAACAUGAAAAACACAAUCACAUUGGAUUAUGAUCCAGUAGAAGGUAAAGUUUAUUGGACCGAUGAUGACUUACGUACGAUCAAAUGGUCCACCUUAAAUGGAUCUCAUCAAGAAACGAUUAUAUCGUCGGAAAUAAUGCAUACAGAUGGUUUGGCCAUCGAUUGGGUUGCUCGAAAUAUCUAUUGGACAGAUACGACCAUCGACCGCAUCGAAGUGGCACGACUAGAUGGUUCUUUUCGAAAAAUUCUAAUCAAUGAAAAUAUUGAUCAACCACGUGCCAUUGCCGUACAUCCAUACGAAGGUCUAAUGUUUUGGACAGAUUGGGGUCAAACACCAAAAGUUGAACGAGCUUCAUUGGAUGGAUCGGAUCGAAUUGCUAUUAUAAAUUCAUCUCUGACCUGGCCAAAUGGUCUUGCUAUUGAUUUUGAAUUAUCACACAUUUAUUGGUGUGAUGCUAAAGAGAAAACUAUAGAAAUGGCACGUUUCGAUGGAUCUGAUAGAAAAACCAUUGCAUCAUUUGAUCGUUCACAUAUGUUUGGUUUUUCUAUGAUCGAUGAAUGGAUUUAUUGGACAGAUUGGACAUUGCGAACAAUUGAACGUGUACAUAAAAUGACUGGUCAUGGCCAUUCGAUAAUCAUUGAAAAUUUGCCCGAUUUGAUGGGCCUCAAAGCAGUGGGAAAACAAUUUACCGAAACAAAUGCAUGCAGUGCACCACAUAACGGAAAUUGUUCACAUUUCUGUUUCAAUCGUCCUCAUCAGCGAUUUGUUUGUGCCUGUUCGGAUGGAUUCGAAUUGAAUGAAGAUGGACAAACUUGUAGCAAAUCUGAAUUAUAUUUUUUUGUGCUUCGCCAUAAUGAUACGACAAAAAUUUCUUUUAGAGAAAAAAAGAAAAUUCCUUUGCCCAUCAAUGAUAUGCAUUGGGCUUCAUCAUUUGAUGUUGACAUUGGCGGCAAUCACAUAUAUUGGACCCAUAAUAGGAAUCGAAUAAUUUACCGAUCAUUGAUCAAUGGAUCAAAAUCUGAAGCAAUUGUUCAAACUGGACUUGGUAGCCCAGUCAAUUUGGCCAUUGAUUGGAUCAGUGAAAAUCUUUAUUGGGUGGAUGUUGAAUUCCGACGUAUCGAAGUGGCCAAAUCAAAUGGAUUUUUUCGUCGUAUACUAUUUUAUGAUCGUUCACGACAACCAAAUUCAUUGGUUGUGGAUCCAAUUGAUAGCCAUUUAUUUUGGAGUGAUUGGUCCAAUAAUGGUCGUAUAGUGUCAUCAUUUCUUGAUGGAAACAAACGAAAAAAUAUUGUUGAUUCUGUUGGAAGAGCUACCGGUCUAACGAUUGAUUUUUAUGCAAAAAGAUUGUUUUGGAUUAGUUUGGAUAAAAUCAUGUCUUCAUAUUAUAAUGGCACUGGAAGAUCAUCCAUUACUUUGGAUUUCACCGUUCCUAUCAAACCUAUUAGCAUGGCUAUUGAUGAAAAUUUCGUAUAUUUUCUUAGUCCAGAUUCGAAAACAUUAGAAUUUGUGAACAAAAGUCAUGAAGAAUAUUUUCAACAAAAUAUAUGGCUAAAAGAUGAUCUAUUCUCGGCUGCAAAUCAUUUAUCAAUCUACGAUGUUAGCAUUCAUAAAGGCUGGAAUAUGUGUUCCGAUAAGAAUAAUAAAUGUGAACAUUUAUGUUUUAUUAAAACAAAAACCACGCAAAAACAUCGACAUCAAGAUCCUUAUUGUAGCUGUGCAUCACAUUAUACGCUGGAUACACAUGAUUUUAAACGAUGUUUACCUCCAGAAAAAUUUCUUCUAUUCAGCCAGAAAAAUUUAAUCAUGAGAUUCUUGUUUGAUCCAAAGACAACAACAUCCGGAGAUUUUCAAGACAUCAUAUUGCCUAUACACAAUCUUAAAAAUGUUCGAACAUUAGCAUUUGAUCAAUUUGAUCAUUUUGUUUAUUGGAUUGAUGGUAAAUCAAUUAAACGUACUAAUGCUAGUGGUCUAUAUCCGAUCGAAACAUUACUAUAUCCACAUCAAUCCGUGCAACCAAUAGAUUUGGUUAUAGAUCCAUAUGCAAGAAUCCUAUUCUGGACAUGUAAUAUUACUAAUUCAAUCAAUGCAACACGUAUUAUUGGAAAACCAAUUAUGGUCGGUACAGUUCAUCAUAAUCCAGCCACACAGGACCGACCACGUUUAUUGGCCUAUCAUCAGAGAACAAACAUUCUAUUUUGGACCAAUAAUAUUGCAUAUCCACAAAUCCGUCGAAUAUCAUUUAUACCGUCAAUGAAAAAAACUACUGUAAUUAAAGAUCUCCGAUUUGAAGUGACAGCCAUAGCAGUUGAUCAAGAAUUGGAUAUACUAAUUUGGUUUGUUUCAUUGAUGAAUCAAAUCGAAUGCAGUAAUCUGGAAGGUUAUUCACGUCAAGUGUUAUAUAGUGAAGAUAAUCUUUAUCCAAUCGCUAUGGCUGCUUAUGAUCGAUAUUUAUUCUGGAUUGAAAGAGAUAAGAAAUCUGUAAUGAAAUUACCAUUAGAUCUGAAUGAAGGAAAAAAUAAACAAACCAUAUUCAUCAAAGAUCAUACGUUGACCGAUAUAAUAGCCGUACCACAAAUGUCAAAAUAUUCAUCGGAUUUAUUUUGUAGCAGAGAAAAUGGCGGAUGUUCACAUUUUUGUUUCGUAUCAAAUUAUUCCAGUUCAUUUAAUUGUACCUGUCCACAAGGUCUAAUGUUAUCGGAUGGUGAAACCGCUCGAGAUUGUAUUGAUGUUAUUGAAUGUAAAACUGGUGAAUAUCAAUGUCAUACGGGAAAAUGUAUUCCAGGAUCGUUACGUUGUAAUGGAAUCUCAGAAUGUCCUGACACAUCGGACGAAAUGGAUUGUCCGAUUUGUGCUACAAAUCAAACAAUUUGCUACAAUCAUGAUAAUUUGUUUUGUCUGGAAAAACGCCAACUAUGUGAUGGAAUUAAUGAUUGUGCCGGUGGUUUCGAUGAAAUCUGCUGUAAUCAUGAAUAUGAAUUCCGUUGCAAUAGUAAUAAUUGUAUUACUAAACAACAGCUAUGUGAUGGAAAACAAGAUUGUUUAGAUGGUGAAGAUGAACAUUCGGAUCGUUGCCAUGAUCUUGCCAAUAACAUGAACAAUAUUGGCAACAAAAUAUCCACAUCUAAUCCUAUUCCAAAUCUGCGUUUUAUUUUUUUGAUCGUGAUUUUCGCCAUCAUUGUUUUCAUCUAUUCAUAUUAUCAAUGUCGCCGCUACAAUCAUUCUAACCAUAAUGAUGAUAAAGAUGUUGGAAAUGGUGUGAACGAUAUGUUAAUGACUGAACGUUAUUCAUUGCCUGGAUCAACAACCACUACUGAUCGUGGAAAUAUUAUCAUCAACAAUAAUAAUCGUAAUCCACAUAAAAAACAUCAAUUGAAUGGAUUCAUUAAUACCACAAAUAAUAAUCUAAAUGGCACCGUUGGUAAACUUGAUUGUAAUACAAUGACAACGACUACGACAACAAUAUCGAAUGGUAUGGAUACACUACCAACCGAACAUUUGAACAAUAUACUUGGUGGUGUUGGCUCAUCAAACAUGAACAACAAUAUGACAUCAAUGAAUCCAUCAUCAUCGAUUAUAUUGACACAAACUGAAUCAUUGAUUGAACGCAAUGUUACCGGUGCAUCAAGUACAAGUUCAUCGGCAAAUAUUGCAGCAUAUGCACAGCAAGCAAUCAAUCCACCGCCUAGUCCGGCAACACAACGUUCACAAUGUUCAACAUUAUCAUCCUCAUUAUUCGUUGCUCGACCACGACAAGGUCGUAAUAUUAAAAACAACAUGUUCGCUAAUAGUAGUGGUAGUAAAAAUCGUAAAAAAACCAAUAAAAACAAGAACAAAUGGAAUAAUAAAUUAUCGAAUCGUGGUCCACCACCAACACCAUGUAGUACAGAUGUUUAUGAAGAUAUUGAACCAUCCACAAUCAAAUAUGUAUAUUAUGAUAAUAAUCAAACAGAAAUGGAUGAUGAAUAUGACUAUAAACCACCACCACCAACACCGCGUUAUUUUUCCGAUCCAAGUUGUCCACCAUCACCGGUUACUGAACGUAGCUAUUGUAAUCCAUAUCCACCACCACCAUCACCAGUUCAAGAUUAUGAAUGAAUGGUAAAAAAAAAAUCAAAUUUCAUCAUGUAAAUAA